Messenger RNA from Sciurus carolinensis (gray squirrel), 2706 nucleotides. RefSeq names its product KIAA2013 ortholog. Lineage: Eukaryota; Metazoa; Chordata; Mammalia; Rodentia; Sciuridae. The transcript has 3 exons. The record is from RefSeq and is a predicted model, not a curated record. Bases 140 to 2044 code for a protein of 634 amino acids.
GCUGCCUGGGCGGCUGCGGCGGGCGUCGAGGUGGGCGCCGCGGUCCGGGCCGGGGAGUGAGGCGGGGCCGGCCGGGCCGGUGGGCUGGGCGGCGGGCCCGGCGGCCGCCCCCGCGCCGUCGUCCGCGCCUGGCGGCCCGAUGUGGCUGCAGCAGCGGCUCAAGGGGCUGCCGGGACUGCUGUCGAGCAGCUGGGCCCGCCGCCUCCUCUGCCUGCUCGGCCUCCUGCUGCUGCUGCUGUGGUUCGCGGGCUCCGGGGCGCGGCGGGCGGCGGGCGGCCUGCACCUGCCGCCCUGGGCCCGGGGCGAGCCGGGCGCCGCCGAGUCCUCUGCCUGCCUGGAGGCGGCCACCCGUGCCUGGCGCGGCCUGCUGGAGCGCGGGGAGGCCGUGCCGCUGGGCCCUGGAGUGCCGGCCCUGGUGGCCAACGGCUUCCUAGCCCUGGACGUGACUGCCAACCGGCUGUGGGUGACUCCUGGCGAGCGGGAGCCCGCCGUGGCACCGGACUUCGUGCCCUUCGUGCAGCUGCGACCGCUGAACGUGCUGGCCGAAGCUGGAGAGGCGGUGCUGCUGCCGCGGGAGGGGCUGCUGCGCCGGGUGCGCUGCCUGCAGCUCGGAAGCCCAGGCUCUGGCCCUGCAGCCGCCGGCCCCGGGCCCGCCUCGGCCUCCGGCCUUGCCGCGGGGUCCGGCCGCGACUGUGUGCUGCUGCAGGAGGACUUUCUGGCGCACCGGGGCCGACCCCACGUCUAUCUGCAGCGCAUCCAACUCAACAACCCGACGGAGCGCGUGGCCGCGCUGCAGACUGUGGGGCCCACUGCGGGCCCGGUCCCUAAAGCCUUCACCAGCACCCUGGAGAAGAUCGGAGAUCAUCAGUUCCUCCUCUACUCGGGCCGGUCCACACCAGUGCCCACCGGGCGGGUGCACCUGGUGGUGGUGGCUGCCAAAAAACUAGUGAACCGGCUCCAGGUGGCUCCCAAGACGCAGCUGGAUGAGACGGUGCUCUGGGUGGUGUAUGUCUCAGGCCCCAUCAACCCCCAGGUGCUCAAAAGCAAAGCAGCUAAGGAACUGAAGACGCUCCAGGACUUGGCCCGGAAGGAGAUGUUGGAGCUCUUGGAGGUGCCAGCAGUCGAGCUACUUCAUGACCACCAGCGCCUCUGGGCACAGCUGUUCAGCCCAGGGGUGGAGAUGAAGAAGAUCACCGACGCCCACACCCCCUCGGGCCUGACGGUCAACCUGACGCUCUACUACAUGCUCUCCUGCUCGCCGGCGCCUCUGCUCAGCCCGUCCCUGAGCCACAGGGAGCGAGACCAGAUGGAAGCCACCCUCAACUACGAAGACCACUGCUUCAGCGGCCACGCUACCAUGCACGCCGAGAACCUGUGGCCGGCCCGGCUGGCCUCGGUGCAGCAGAUCCUGCAGCUCUCCGACCUGUGGAAGCUGACCCUCCAGAAGCGCGGCUGCAAGGGGCUGGUGAAGGUGGGCGCCCCGGGCAUCCUGCAGGGCAUGGUGCUCAGCUUCGGGGGGCUGCAGUUCACGGAGAACCACCUGCAGUUCCAGGCCGACCCCGACGUGCUGCACAAUAGCUACGCGCUGCGCGGCAUCCGCUACAAGAACGACCACAUCGACCUGGCCGUGCUGGCCGACGCCGAGGGCAAGCCCUACCUGCACGUGUCCGUGGAGUCCCGCGGCCAGCCCGUCAAGAUCUAUGCCUGCGAGGCGGGCUGCCUGGACGACCCCGUGGAGCUGACCGCGGCGCGCGGGGGCCACACCUUCUCAGUCAUGGUGACGCAGCCCAUCACGCCGCUGCUGUACAUCUCCACCGACCUCACGCACCUGCAGGACCUGCGGCACACGCUGCACCUCAAGGCCAUCCUGGCGCACGACGAGCACAUGGCCCAGCAGGACCCCGGCCUGCCCUUCCUCUUCUGGUUCAGCGUGGCCUCCCUCAUCACCCUCUUCCACCUCUUCCUCUUCAAGCUCAUCUACAACGAGUACUGCGGGCCCGGCGCCAAGCCCCUCUUCAGGAGCAAGGAAGACCCCAGUGUCUGAGGGAACUGCGCGUCCUGCUUUCUGCCACCGUUUGCACAAGACACCAUCUGCUGCUACAGACAAGGGAUCCUUCGGAAGCACCUACCCUUUGUGCCUUGUGGGGGACAGUGACGCAGAAGCGCUUGUGGGCACCAGCUCGCAUUGGAAGGAACGAGUGUCCCGGGCGGGGGGGCAGUGGACCUGUAAGCCUUCCACUCAAUAAAGUGAACCUGGCAGAGCGUACUUGAACUUGAACUCACUCCUUCCACACCCCCUUCUCUUUCCCAGGAAAUAGACCCUCUUUUGAAAAGACUUGUUUAGGAAAAUGGUGUUCUUCCUGAUUUCACGUGUUCUUUCCUUGAAUGAACUUCUAAUUUAUUUUGGUUGCGAUCUGCUGGAUGGUUUGCAUCCGAGGUAGGCGGUGAGCGGUGCCCCUUCCUCUGGAGGCCCGCGUAGCCCUGGGGCUGGGGCUGGGCCCCUGGCGGCCGUCCCUCCCACUGGAGAGCACGGGUGCCACCUGUUCUCCGGCUGCACCCGCCUCCCUGUCACAAGCCUGUGGCGACCUGUGGUUUUGUACUUUUGGGCUUCGGGGGAGGUGUUUAACUUUCUAGCAAUUGGUGAUUGUUUGGUUUUGAAAUACCAAAGCUUUUUUGUUGUUUUUAAAUAAAUCUCUUUGAAACUUC